GGUGCUAGGAGAGUCCUGGGAGGAAAGAAGAUUCUUGGGGUCGCUAUCCCAUCCUUCCAUAGGGGAGAGAGGGACAUACAGACAAGAGACAUGCAUCCAGGCAUCUGAGGGAAGAGGAUUGCCAGGCAGAGAAGGGGGAGAGAGUGGGGUAAAUGGACAAGUAGUGGGCACCAUCAGAUCGGUAUUCAAAUAUUCAAAUAUUCAAUCAAUACAGUUGAUCAAAAACUCCUAGGGGGAAAAAAAAAACGAAGGACCCAGGGAGACAAAGGAAAUAUCUGAGAGCAGGCUGUAAUCACAGGGUAAAAGAGGCAAUGAGUUCCUGGGCCGCACGACCCCGAAGCCGUCGAGGGAGACAUCCUCUGUCCGGGGAGCUGGACCCAGUGGUUGAGAGUUCAGAGGAGGUGGAGGCCACCAAUGGGAAGUUUGAGGCCAAACUUGGGCUACUUCAGGAACACCUUGGUCCUGACCUGCAGAACCCAGGGAGCUGGCCUGAGGAUGAUUGUGAUGUGGGAUCCCAUGGGGCCCUAGCCUUGGAGUCAAAGCUGGAAGGCCAGCCUGAAGUGGAAGGCCACCAGACCCUGCAGGCAGCUCUCCUGGAUACUAGCCCUGCUGCAACCUCAGUACCCAGUGUGUUUGAGACCCUGCUGAGCAGGCUGAGCUCCCUUGAGGCCACUGUGGCUGCCUGUCGUUGCUGCUUCCUAAGCUUCCCGAGGCCAAUGGAAGGAGAAGACAGAGACCAGAUGGCACUGGGACCCUUUGCUGAUCAGGAAAAAGCCGGGCCUGGGCAGCAUGAGGCAGCUCGCCUCAUAGAGAAGAAUGCCUGGCUACGGUUGGCCCUGGGCAGCCGAGAGGAUGAGUUGGUUUGCACUCAGGCUUCCCUGCAGGAUGCCCAGGCAGAGAAGGAGAUUCUGCAGAGACAGGUGCGGGAGCUGGAGGAUUCCCUUAGGCAGCUGGAAGCCUCCCCAGCUGUCCCCCUCUUCAGAGCAGAGCAUACCAACAGCAACUACAGCAAUUCUGGCGCAGGAGGGGAGUCCUGGAUGCCUCAUGACUCCCCCUUGGCUCAGCCUCUUCUCCAACACCUCUGGAGUGACUCUAGCACCCAGAUCUUUGGGUGCUUUUCCACACAGCAUUCAGCCCGCAAGAUGCACCUCAUGGAAGAAGAGAUGGAGCAGCUCCAGGGGAGCAUUGAGAAGUUGAAGUGCUUCAACCGCCUCCUGCUGGCUGUACUCCAGGGCUACAAGGGCCGCUGUGAGAACCUCAGCAUGCAGCUGGGCCAGCGGGAGGCUGAGGCCACAGCCCUGCACCUGGCCCUGCAAUAUAGUGAGGAUUGUGAGGAGGCAUAUGGGGUGCUGCUUGCCCUGAGGAUGGCUGGGGCUGGAGCUGGAGCCCCCAAGAGUGACCUGCAGGCUGCUGAGAAGGAGGCAGCGAGGCUGCUGGUGGAGAAGGAAGCAGCUAUGGAUGGAGAAACACCCCAGUUCAGCCCAGAGGGCAGCAGUGUGGACAAGCCUACACCACAGGAACUGGCUGCUCAGCUCCAUGGCUAUGUCCAGCAUCUUCGGGACCGCUGGGCUCUGGUGAAGAUCCCCCCACCGCUUGGCCCUGCCUCUGCACCCAGGCCCACUAUGCCCCAUGCAGAUGCAACAGUACAGACCAUUCUGGAGAUACAGCCUGGCCCAGCCCUGCCCCGGCUGGAGAAGUCUCAGAUCCAGCAGAAUCUGGUGCAUGUUCGGGACAGUCUAGCGGACCUGGUACUGCAGCUGCAGCUGUCAAGGCGGGAGAAGCGCGGGUUGGAGCUGCGGGAGGCGGCGCUGCGGGCUCAGGGCCCCGCCCACCUGCUGCUCCUGCAGCAGCUUCGCUGGGAGCGCGCUCACCUGGCGGGCGGUGGUAGCACCGGUGGCAGCAGCGAGGACCCGAGCAGCGAAGAGGAGGACGAGGAGGGCCAGCAGCAGCACUACCAGGGUCCUCUUGUCCUCCCUGGUGGCCAGAUGGGCAGAACGUGGGACUCUGAGACCUUAUCCCAGGAGCUGUCGGCAUCCCUGGCCCGAGCCGUGGACCUGCGUGCACAGCUGCAGUCCCUGCGAAGGCAGCUGGAACAGGAGGCUCAAAAGGGGCGAACCAGACGUGCUCAGAGUGCAGAGCUGAACAAAGAGCUGUGCAAGGCUCAUAGCUCCCUGGUCCUGGCCUUCAGAGGAGCCCACCGGAAGCAGGAGGAGCAAUGCCGGAAGUUGGAGAAGCAGGUGGCUCAGAUGCAGGCCCAGCAGGCAGAGGAGCUCUCAGUGUUGUCAGCCACAGCCAGAGCCCUGGGGAUCCCCAGGGUUCCCCAACCUGGCCAGACCUUCCUGUAGGAUCCAGACCAAGCUUAUAUGUAACACAUAGGAGUGGCAGACAUGUCAUAAAGUAUCCUUCCUGGGCUGGAGAGAUGGCUCUGAGGUUAAGAGCCUGUGUUACUCUUGCAGAGGACCUGGGUUCAGUUCCCAAGCUGUAACACCAGCUAGCAGGAUCUGUCACCCCCUUCUGGCCUCUACAGACUCUGCAGUAAUGCACACACACAUACACACACACCACACACACUCAUAAUUAAACAAAAGUGUCCUGUCAUGACAUCAUACCACCUGUCCUUUGUCCCUUGUGUCCGGACCACCUUCUGAGGAGGUGCUGUGUUUGGCCAGAGUAUCUUCCUAAAAGGGGAUGGAAU
Messenger RNA from Phodopus roborovskii (desert hamster), 2695 nucleotides. RefSeq names its product USH1 protein network component harmonin binding protein 1 (gene Ushbp1). Lineage: Eukaryota; Metazoa; Chordata; Mammalia; Rodentia; Cricetidae. Bases 312 to 2345 code for a protein of 677 amino acids. The transcript is spliced from 12 exons. The record is from RefSeq and is a predicted model, not a curated record.